AUGAAAAAAUUAGGUAAAGGGAGUAAGCUCUGGACGCUGGUGGAGGAGGCCCACACCAACGAGUUCAUCACCUGGAGCCAGAAUGGCCAGAGCUUUCUGGUUUUGGAUGAACAGAGAUUUGCAAAAGAAAUUCUUCCCAAGUACUUCAAGCACAACAACAUGGCAAGCUUUGUGAGGCAACUAAAUAUGUAUGGAUUCCGUAAAGUAGUUCAUGUUGACUCUGGUAUUGUAAAGCAAGAACGAGAUGGCCCAGUUGAAUUUCAGCACCCAUACUUUAAACAGGGCCAGGAUGACUUGUUAGAGAACAUCAAAAGAAAGGUUUCUUCUUCAAAACCAGAAGAAACUAAAAUUCGCCAAGAAGACUUAUCCAAAAUCAUAAGUAGUGCUCAGAAAGUUCAAAUCAAACAAGAAACCAUUGAGUCCAGACUGUCUACCUUGAAAAGAGAAAAUGAAUCCCUUUGGCGGGAAGUGGCAGAAUUACGGGCAAAACAAACACAACAGCAGCAAGUAAUCCGAAAGAUUGUCCAGUUUAUUGUAACAUUGGUUCAGAAUAACCAGCUCGUGAGUUUAAAACGCAAAAGGCCUAUACUUUUAAAUACUAAUGGAUCUCCAAAGACAAAUUGAUUUCAGCACAUUGUCAAAGAACCAGCCAAUAACCAUCACCACAAAGUUCCAUAUAGUAGGACAGAGGGUUUAAAACCAAGGGAGCAGAUUUCAGAGGACAUCAUUAUUUAUGAUGUCACUGAUGAUAAUAUAGAUGAAGAAAAUGCUCCAGUUACUCCUGAAACCAAUGAGGAUGCUACAUCUGACACUUCAAACUGUAGUCAGUACCCUGAUAUUGUCAUUGUAGAAGAUGACAAUGAGGAUGAUUAUGCUGCUGUUAUUCAGGGUGGGGACAAAAGUAGUGAACCAGCCAGUGUUCUAGCCAGUGACCAUGUGAGUUCUGUUCGUGAGAGUGGCAGCUCUCUCAUGCCUAGUGCUGUCCAGGUAAACAACUCAUCUAAUCUGACUUCAGAAGAUCCUGUCUCUAUGAUGGAUUCUAUCCUGAAUGAAAACAUCAAUCUUUUAGGAAAGGUUGAGCUGUUGGAUUAUCUUGACAGUAUUGAUUGCAGUUUAGAAGACUUCCAAGCCAUGCUUUCAGGAAGACAGUUUAGCAUAGACCCAGAUCUGCUGGUGGACCUUUUCACUAGCUCUGUGCAGAUGAACCCCACAGAUUACAUCAGUAAUACAAAAAUGGAAAAUAAAGGCUCAGAAACGAAUAAGAAUAAUGAAGUUCAGCCAACUUCAGAAGAUGUAAAAAAUUCUAAGUCUAAAUCAGAUAAGCAGCUCAUCCAGUACACAGCUUUUCCUCUCCUUGCAUUUCUUCAUGGGAACCCAUCCUCUACAGUAGAAAAUGGGAGUGCAACUUCAGAGGCUGCAUCUUCUUUAGACAAACCCCUAGAAGUUGAUGAGCUUCUGGAUACUAGCCUGGAUCCAGAACCAACCCAAAGUAAGCUUGUUCGACUGGAACCCUUGACGGAAGCGGAAGCUAGUAAAGCCACGCUGUUCUAUUUAUGUGAACUUGCCCCUGCCCCACCACUGGACAGUGACAUGCCACUCUUAGAUAACUGAAUCCCUGAGAAGGCGGACUCUCUGUAUAUAUUCAUCAAAAUGAUGAACUAUUUAUUGAAAGUAUCAUUUGGUACUCUUUGGUUUUGGAAAUGGCUUUGUUUUGUGUUUUCAGAUACUGUGGAAUCUAAAGCACCUUCCCUGUGACCUCCCCAAGUCUGUAACCACACACUGAUCACUCUUGCAAUGCUUUCAGAUGUUACUCAGCUGUGUAGUUCUAUGAGACUUCCUGAAUAC
Dromiciops gliroides (monito del monte) is the source of this 1845-nucleotide messenger RNA. RefSeq names its product heat shock factor protein 2-like. NCBI's taxonomy places the organism in Eukaryota, Metazoa, Chordata, Mammalia, Microbiotheria, Microbiotheriidae. Gene Ontology annotation, biological process: regulation of DNA-templated transcription. Gene Ontology annotation, molecular function: sequence-specific DNA binding; DNA-binding transcription factor activity. The record is from RefSeq and is a predicted model, not a curated record. The transcript has a single exon.